AUGUCGACCCCUUCUUCCAUCCCGAGAGGCGGCAGAGGCGACGUACCCGACACGCCAGUCAACACGCCUGCCCAGCCACCGUCCACCGCCUUUUCGAGACCCCAGGUGCCUAGCGCCAUCGUUGAAGACGAGGGCGAUGAGGAUGAAGAUCAGGUGAUCGAGCCCACACCGUCUGCACGACAGGCCGUCGCAGUUCAAGCUGCUCAGUCGCUCACUGCCGGCAAUGCUGCAGAGGCACGCGCUGCUCUUGCCUCUCAUCCUGCCUUUGCCGAGCUCGUCCAGGGACGUCUGAAUGACCUCGUCGGACAAUCCUCAGGAUACAUCGAAUCUCUCCCACCGGCAGUGCUCAACCGCGUCGAUGGUCUCAAAGGCCUCCAAGUCGAACACAGCAAGAUCGAAGCCGAAUUCCAGCUUGCCAUUCUUGAUCUCGAAAAGAAGUUUGCUCAGAAAUUCAAGCCCAUCUACGACCAGCGCAAGCAAAUCAUUCUUGGGUCGCUCGAACCUGAGCGAACGCUCGUCGAGGCCGGACAACAGCGUGAUCUCGAGGAGGAUGAUGCCUUGCUCGAUGAAGAUGAUGAGGAAGAGGAAGAGACCGAAAGAGAGAUGCGACCCGCUCCGACGACAGAACAGAUCCAGUCGGCUCCUGCCGGCGUGCCCGAGUUCUGGCUGACCGCGCUCAAGAACCACUUGGGCAUCAACUCUCUCAUCACCGACAGAGAUUCAGAGGCGCUCAAAUUCCUCAUCGAUCUGCGCGUCGACUACGAGCUAUCCAAGCCCCAACCUGGCUUCAAGCUUGUCUUCGAAUUCGGUCCUGGCGCAGAAGCAUACUUCUCCAACAAGACACUCGAAAAGACUUACUUUUAUCAGGAUACGGUCUCGUACGAGGGCGAUUUCGUCUAUGAUCAUGCAGCAGGCUGCGAUAUCAAGUGGAAAGACGGUAAGAACCUGACUGUCAAAAUCGAGACGAAGAAGCAGCGCAAUAAGAAUACGAACCAAACCAGAAUCAUCAAAAAGUCGAUCCCGACUGAAAGCUUCUUCACCUUCUUCGCGCCGCCUGCGCCACCGUCAGAUGAGGAUGACGCAGAUGCAGAAGAUGAGGAUGAUCUCCACGAAAGGCUCGAAUUCGACUAUCAGGUCGGCGAAGAUCUCAAGGAGCGCGUCAUCCCUCGCGCUGUCGACUACUUCACCGGCAAGGCUCUCAGAAUGGAAGCCGACGACCAAGAUGACUCUGAGCUGUUUGACGACGAGGAAGAUGAUGAAGAUGACGAUGACGAGGACGAGCUGCCAGCAUCUGGACGAAGAGUUCAGCGACUGCAAGCGACAGCGCCGCCUGCUGCGACUGGCGUCACGCCUGUUUCCAAUCAGGAUCCGAGCGAAUGCAAGCAGCAAUAGGCGAACAGCGAGCUCAUGCAAUACUACUCGGCAAGGUGGAACUCUACUGCAACCAAUCUCUACUGUAACUCCAAUCCAUUGCUCUCCAGUGCUGCGCGUGUCCUCGCCUGCUCAUACGCAGUCGCUUUGUGAUUAUUGCGGAAAGCGGAUCGCUUGCUGUCCACAAGCGAGAGAUCCCCGAAAGC
This is a messenger RNA of Mixia osmundae IAM 14324, 1577 nucleotides long. RefSeq lists its product as uncharacterized. The transcript has 5 exons. Bases 1 to 1392 code for a protein of 463 amino acids. The record is from RefSeq and is a predicted model, not a curated record. Gene Ontology annotation, molecular function: chromatin binding; histone binding. Gene Ontology annotation, cellular component: nucleus; chromatin. NCBI's taxonomy places the organism in Eukaryota, Fungi, Basidiomycota, Mixiomycetes, Mixiales, Mixiaceae. Gene Ontology annotation, biological process: nucleosome assembly.